Messenger RNA from Sphenostylis stenocarpa, 2016 nucleotides. The record is from the annotation of a GenBank genome assembly. NCBI's taxonomy places the organism in Eukaryota, Viridiplantae, Streptophyta, Magnoliopsida, Fabales, Fabaceae.
AUGAAUCUCGGCAACGGCAAGGGAUCCACUUCCAGUUCUCCUCUGAAAACCGGCGACGCCGUCUCCGACCAGUUUCCGGCGGGUCUCCGCGUGCUGGUGGUGGAUGAUGACCCCACUUGCCUUAUGAUCCUUGAGAGGAUGCUGCGUGCGUGUCUCUAUGAAGUGACGAAAUGCAAGCGGGCUGAGGUUGCAUUGUCACUUCUGAGAGAGAACAAAAACGGGUUUGAUAUUGUUUUAAGCGAUGUGCAUAUGCCAGAUAUGGAUGGAUUUAAGCUUUUGGAGCAUAUUGGGUUGGAGAUGGACCUUCCGGUUAUUAUGAUGUCAGCUGAUGAUGGAAAAAGUGUUGUGAUGAAAGGGGUGACGCACGGUGCGUGUGAUUAUCUGAUUAAACCUGUGCGAAUUGAGGCUUUGAAGAACAUAUGGCAGCAUGUUAUUCGGAAGAGAAAGAAUGGGUUGAAAGAUGUGGAGCAAUCGGGUAGUGUUGAAGAAGGAGAUCGGCUUCUAAAGGGAUGUGAUGAUGGAGAUUACUCGUCUUCAGUGAAUGAAAACAAAACCUCCAAGAAGAGGAGGGAUGAGGAGGAGGAAGGAGAUGAGAGGGAUGAUUCCUCCACGUUGAAGAAGCCGCGAGUUGUUUGGUCUGUUGAGCUUCAUCAGCAGUUUAUGGCUGCUGUGAAUCAACUUGGAAUUGAUAAGGCGGUUCCUAAAAAGAUUUUGGAAUUGAUGAAUGUUCCUGGGCUCACUAGAGAAAAUGUUGCUAGCCACCUCCAGAAAUACCGUUUGUAUCUUCGAAGACUGAGUGGAGUUUCACAGCAGCAGGGUAACUUGAACAACUCCUUCAUCAGCUCACAAGAUGCAACAUUUGGGGCAACCUCAAUCACUGGAAUUGAUCUUCAAACUCUUUCAGUUGCUGGCCAGCUUCCGGCACAAAGUCUGGCCAAGCUUCAAGCCGCAGGACUUGGCAGGACAACUGCUAAAGCUGGUGUGUCUAUGCCUCUAUCUGAUCAACAGAACCUUUUUAGUUUUGAGAACCCACGAUUAAGAUUUGCAGAAAGGUCACUACAUCAUUUAAGCAACAGUAAACCAAUAAACUUGCUUCAUGGAAUUCCUACCAACAUGGAGCCAAAACAACUUAUCAAUUUGCACCAAUCUACCCAAACCCUUGGUAACUUGAACAUGCGAGUCAAUGCUCCUGCUGCGCAGAACAACCCCUUGUUGAUGCAGAUGGCGCAGUCUCAACCAAGAGCUCAGAUGCGAAGUGAAAAUGCUGAUUCUCAUGUAACCAGGUUUCCAUCAUCUUUGGUGCAGCCUAUAGUACCAAAUGAUAUUUCUAAUGGUGUUUUGGGAAAUGGGAUUACUGGAACCAGCAACAUAACCACUGCUUAUAAUACAGUUUCACAAAACUCUUCAUUGUUGAGUUUUCCUAUGAACCAAACCAAUGAAAUGUCUGUUAGUAGUUUUCCUCGUAGAAGCACUCCAAGUCUAACUAGUAUCCCAACUAAAGGCAUGUUUCAUGAAGAAGGUACCUCUGAUAUUAAAGGACCUGGUGGAUUUGUUCCAAGUUAUGAUAUGUUUAAUGAACUCCACCAUCAAAAGUCCCAUGAUUGGGACUUAACAAACACAGGCAUAACAUAUGAUUCUUCUCAGCAUGCAAAUCCUUUACAAGGCAACAUUGAUGUCUCACCAUCAGUUUUAGUCCAUCAGGGUUUUCCCUCUAUGCAACAGUCUGUACGAACUAGAGAUACUACUUCAAUUGGAAAAGCUAUGUUCUCCACAGGGGAAGGCAUACAAGGUAAUCUCCAAAAUGUUGGUCAACACCUCAAUAACCCUGUUGACAAUUCCGUAAGGGUUAAGGCUGAAAGAUUUCCUGAUCCAAGCUCUCAGAUUAAUAACCUUUUCUCUGAUCAGUAUGGUCAUGAGGAUCUUGUCACUGCAUUUCUGAAACAGCAAGAAGGAGUUGGACCGUCUGAUAACGAGUUAGACUUUGAUGGAUAUUCCUUAGAUAACAUUCCGGUUUAG